UAUUUGUAUAACUGUCAAACCACAAGUUUGUGUGAUAGUAGAGAACUCACCUGUUCAUAUAAAGCAACCUCAUAGUGCACUUAGAUAUGAAAAACAUCACUUGUAAAAGUAAAACAUUUGUUCAAGCAAACAAUGAAACGGAUUAGAUCAUAGGAGCUGGAUGAUUGGAUACAUAACAAAGUACCUUGAAAUAUCUGAAAAGACCUCUGUGGAUUUGUCAUUUUCCCUUCCUUCUGUUUAAUUCUUCUUUAUGAAGGUAAUCUAAUGGCUGUGUGAGCACAAAACAUGUUUACUUUUACAUGAUAUGCUGUGAGGAAACUGGGCUAAGCAAACAACUGGACUAUACUCAGUCCUGUUUUUUGAAAACCACACACAUUUCGUGUUUGGAAAAGUAUUGUGGACAGCUGCUUUUCAAGCCUUGUCUUGGUUGCAUCAUGCUGACUUUUUUUUGUAAAUUCGCCGUCUUUUAUUUCUUCAUAAUCUUACCUAACUAUGUGAAUCCUGGGGAUCAUCUGGAUAUACCAGCAAUUGCCAAAUAUUUCAACACAAAGGGAAGGUAUGAGGAAGUGAAACCAUAUCUCAUAGAGGAUGUACUUGCUGUAAACCGAUCUAUCCUACAGCCCCCAUCUGCACAAUGUCAAGAAAUUCAUCUGACUGCCAUAAUAAGACAUGGCACAAGAUAUCCGACAACCAAAAACAUAAAGGAGAUGCAGAAGCUUUACACCAUCGUCAUGCAAAAUGCCUCAGGUGAAGAGAGCUGGCUGCGUGAAAUCCAGACCCAAUGGACGAUGUGGUACACUGAGGACAUGGACGGCCGACUCGUCCAGAAAGGUGUGAACGACCACAGGCAUCUGGCCGUCAGGCUGUCAAAGCUGUUCCCCUCUCUGAUUUCAGAGGAGAAGCUCCGAGGUGGACUCUUCAAAUUCAUAACCAGCUCAAAGCACAGGUGUGUCAACAGCACACUGUCCUUUAAGGCAGGACUGACUGAGCUGUGGGCUAUUAAAGAUAAGCAAUUUGACCAUGAAGUGAAUGAUGCCCUAAUGAGGUUUUUUGAGAAGUGCACCAGGUUUGUGCAGGAAGUCGAUAACAACCCCUCAGCUACAACAGAGGUGGACCUGUUCAAGGAGGGACCAGAGAUGAGGAGAGUCCAGGAGAAGAUAGCAGACCGUCUCCGGGUCCCGUAUAACAAUGUCACAGAUGAUAUGGCUGAAGCUGCAUUUUACAUGUGUGCUUAUGAGUUUGCCAUCAAGACCGUGAACUCCCCCUGGUGUCGGCUCUUUGAUGAGGUUGAUGCACAGGUUAUGGAGUAUGCAAAUGAUCUGAAGCAAUACUGGAAAAGAGGUUAUGGCCAUGAUAUUAACAGCAAAUCAAGCUGCAUUCUUUUCCAUGAUGUGUUCAGUCGCCUGGACAAGGCAGCCAGCGAGAACAAAUCUGGCCAGCAGGUGACUGAAGCUGUGACGGUUCAGUCGACUGGACAAGGCAGCCAGUGGGAACAAGUGGGUAAACAUAUAUGGUCUUAAAUACAUAAACAAGAGUCGUUAGUGGUGUUACUCUAGAUGUUACUCUAGAUUUUUCCUAUUGUCAAGAAAAUCCCACAACAAAAGAACAAAACCAACAAAGCCUUAGUGAUGACCUCAAUAGUUUCUCAAGUUCUUGUUUAGGCUUUGGCUCUCUGCCCUGAGACAUUUGUUCUGAAAGAAGUAAAACUGUCUGGGCAUUUGCAAAGGACUCCAAAUAAACUACAGUUCCUAUAUCAGUCAGUGAAGCAGUGCGGCUCACUGGUGCAUAUUUAAUACUUUUCGACAACAAUGUGGGUCCAUUGAAUAAACUGAUUUUGGAUGCACACAUAACACUUGAGAGGGAGAACAUUUUAUUUUAUUUUAUGUUAUGUGUUCACAUAAAAAAAUGUCUUGAACCACAUUUCUUACUCUGUUUAUUCAGUUUUACUUUUCAUCAGACAAAAACACCAGACACUGUUCCUAGUUUCGAUGAUUUUGUUUUUCAAAUGAAAUUUGUGGGUUUUUAACUGUUGGUUGGACACAACAAAAUACUUGAGGACCUCAUCUUCAACUCUGGGAUCAGUAAUGGACAACUUAAUAUUUUGUACUGGACCACAGCUGUUCCCUGGACAGUAGCAAAUCUCAUAGAUCUAAAAUGGUUGACUAAAUGUAGUAAUGAGUCUGAGUGAAUAUAUAAUACUACAGUGAGGAAUGUAUAGAGAAUAGGUCAACUUGUUAAACUGACAAAAGCCCAACAUGCAAUGCUACAUACUGUAUAUCUUCAGUGAUUGAUCAGUUGUGACAUUUGUUGGCAGUUAACUUUCUGGCAAUAAACUGAUCAAUUAAUUGACUAAUUGCUUUUGCUUUUGCAUUAACAUCUACACCGCCUAGUUUUUUUUUUGUUUGUUUGUUUUCCAGACUUGUAUCUGGUAGUGAAAACUAAGCUGUCUGGAUAAUUUACUUUGACAUUUUUUAAAUAUUCUUCAU
Monopterus albus (swamp eel) is the source of this 2486-nucleotide messenger RNA. Its product is annotated as multiple inositol polyphosphate phosphatase 1-like. Gene Ontology annotation, molecular function: inositol phosphate phosphatase activity; acid phosphatase activity. NCBI's taxonomy places the organism in Eukaryota, Metazoa, Chordata, Actinopteri, Synbranchiformes, Synbranchidae. The transcript has 6 exons. The coding region runs from base 300 to 1520 and encodes 406 amino acids. The record is from RefSeq and is a predicted model, not a curated record.